UGCAUUGUAUGACACCUUUCUUCACCUUUUGUUGUUGUUGUUGUUAUUAUUUUGUCUGUCCCUCUCACGCGCUCUUGUGCGCACCUGCACACCGUAGGGACAUUUCUAGGCUCGUGCGUUCCAGCGUGGAGCAGCAUGGCAGACAGACAGCAGCGCGUGCCUGGUCUCACUGACUGACAGACCUGUCUCUUUAAGUUUUAGUCAAAGCCGAUUACCGCUGAUCUCCGGCGCGAUUCUCCCUCCACCGUCUGUUCCCUGGAUCUGUGUUUGCGCUGCGUCGCUGACGCCUCGUCCCUUUUUUUUUUUUCAUUCAUCACACAGUCCCCCUCUCGCAGUUUGGAUCGUGCACAGCUCGUGGGCGUUUGUGUUCACGGUCUCUGCAGAUGUGGUGCGGUUAGACGCGCGCUGCGCUGCCGACACUCGACACACGCCAACUUUUUCUACCAUGGUAAGCCUGGAUUACCGAUUCCUGCAAACAGAGACAUUGCGCGCUUUCUCUGUGUUAACCAUCCACUCCAAACAAGAGCAGCGAGACAGAAAACAGGAAGGGAUGUGAUGUCUUGACUGCUUUGAAGUUGGCACGAGAAUAACAUUUUAAAAUGCAGAAGAGCGUCCGUUACAAUGAGGGCCACGCGCUGUAUCUGUCGGUGGUCGCGCGUAAAGAAGGAACCAAGCGCGGCUUCCUGAGCAAGAAGACCACGGAGAACAGCCGCUGGACUGAGAAGUACUUCGCCCUUCACCAGAACGUGCUCUUCUACUUUGAGAACGAGCAGAGCGCGAGGCCCUCCGGUAUUUACCUGCUGGAGGGGUGCACGUGCGAGCGCGCACCGGCGCCAAAGGUCUCCGCCAUCAGCAGGGAACCCGCGGAGAAACAGCAGCACUAUUUCCUGAUCAUCUUCGGCCAUGAUGGACAGAAACCGUUGGAGCUGCGGAUAGAGGAAGAGUCGGACUGCAAUGAGUGGGUGGAGUGCAUCCAGCAGGCCAGUUACUCCGACAUCAUUAUCGAGCGUGAGAUCCUGAUGCAGAAGUACAUCCACCUGGUCCAGAUCAUGGAGACUGAGAAGGUCGCAGCCAAUCAGCUUCGCACUCAGCUGGAAGACCAGGAAACUGAGAUCGAGAGGCUCAAAGCUGAGGUUGUAGUGCUGAACAAAACCAAGGAAAAGAUGCGGCCUCACCAGAACAACCAGGAGGAGGAAGAUCCUGAUAUUAAAAAGAUUAAGAAGGUGCAGAGUUUCCUGCGUGGCUGGCUCUGCCGCAGAAAGUGGAAGAUCAUUGUCCAGGACUACAUCUGCUCCCCUCACGCCGAGAGCAUGAGGAAGAGGAACCAGAUUGUCUUCAACAUGGUGGAGGCGGAGACGGAGUACGUCCACCAGCUGUCCAUUCUGGUCAACUGUUUUCUCAGGCCGCUCCGCAUGGCCGCCAGCUCCAAGAAACCACCCAUCAGCCACGACGACGUCAGCAGCAUCUUCCUCAACAGUGAGACCAUCAUGUUUCUGCACGAGAUCUUUCACCAAGGUCUAAAGGCUCGGAUCGCUAACUGGCCCACUCUAGUUCUGGCCGACCUGUUUGACAUCCUGCUGCCCAUGCUGAACAUUUACCAGGAGUUUGUGCGAAACCACCAGUACAGUCUGCAGGUGCUGGCUAACUGUAAGCAGAACAGAGACUUUGACAAGCUGCUCAAACAGUACGAGUCCAACGCUGCCUGUGAGGGUCGCAUGUUGGAGACGUUCCUCACUUACCCCAUGUUCCAGAUUCCACGUUACAUCAUCACCCUUCAUGAGCUGCUGGCCCACACACCUCAUGAGCACGUGGAGCGCAAGAGUUUGGAGUUUGCUAAAUCCAAACUGGAGGAGCUGUCGAAGAUGAUGCACGAUGAAGUGAGUGACACGGAGAACAUCAGGAAGAACCUGGCGAUAGAGAGGAUGAUUGUUGAAGGCUGUGACAUCCUGUUAGACACAAGCCAGACCUUCGUCAGACAAGGCUCUCUCAUCCAGCUGCCGUCCAGCAGUGAACGUGGCGUGCUCAGUAAAGUCCGCCUGGGCUCGCUCACGCUGAGGAAGGAGGGAGAGAGACAGUGUUUCCUGUUUACCAAACACUUCCUCAUCUGCACCCGAACAUCUGGAGGAAAGCUUCACUUGCUGAAGCAAGGAGGAGUGUUGUCUCUGAUCGAGUGUACUCUCAUUGAAGAACUCGAUGCCAGCGAUGAGGACUACAACGCAGCUGGUCAAGGUUUCAGCCAUCUGGAGUUUAAAGUGGUGGUGGAGCCCCCUGAUGGUCAGGCCUUCUCUGUCAUCCUGUUGGCUCCUUCUCGCCAAGAGAAGGCUGCGUGGACCAGUGACAUCAGCCAGUGCAUUGAUAACAUCCGGUGUAACGGGCUGAUGACCAGCGUGUUUGAGGAGAACUCCAAAGUUUCUGUGCCACACAUGAUCAAGUCUGACGCUCGGCUGCACAAGGACGAUGUCGACAUUUGCUUCAGCAAGACGCUCAACUCCUGCAAGGUCCCGCAGAUCCGCUACGCCAGCGUGGAGCGUCUGCUGGAACGCCUCACGGACCUGCGCUUCCUCUCCAUAGAUUUUCUCAACACCUUCCUCCACACGUACAGGAUCUUCACCACGGCCACCGUGGUCAUUGACAAGCUGGCCAACAUCUACAAAAAGCCUUUUACUUCCAUACCUGUCAGGGUUGAGCAGCAUUCUUGUGACCGUCUGUCCAUCAUGUCCCUCUGUCCCGACUACAGUCUGAAGAUUACGCAGCUUGCUCUGGACCAGUCCAAGUCUCUGGAGCUCUUCUUUGCCACCAACCAGAGUGCGUGGGGAGCAGACCCGUUGAACAACAAGUCCCCGAGGCUCUGCCGCAAGUUCUCCUCCCCUCCUCCCCUCUCCAUCCCCUCUCGCACCUCCUCGUCCCCCAUCAACUGCCGCAAGCUGUCCCUCAAUUCCCCAAUCGGUGCGAAAGCGGGAGCCUCGGAUCUGACCCCGUCUCCCUCCUCCGCAGCCAACUCCCCCACCUCCAGCCACUGCCCCUCCAUCUCCUCUCCUCCUCCCACCUCAACCAGGCCGCCCUCUGGCUUUUCCUCACCUCCGCCAACUGCCACUCGCUCUCCCAGCCUACCCCAGGCCUAUGGGGUGACCUCGCCGCCCCCCGUCACUACCAAGGCCCCGCUGGACCUGAGCCGCGGUCCCAGCUCCCAGAGUCCUCCCCUGAGCCCGGCUGCUGGGGACGAUGUCAGUGGAGACCUGCCUCGCAUCGAUGCCUUCUGUGGGAAACUGAGGCGAAGCAUCCGCAGGGCUGUGUUGGAGUCAGUGUCCCUGGACAAGUUCAUACCUGAAUCACCUGCCAGCAGUGAGCCAGGGGACAUGUCUCCCUGUCGCUCCCCGUCCACGCCCAGGCAUCUCCGCUAUCGACAGCCUGGAGUCACACCAGGGGAGAACUCACGCUGUACAAUGUCGCCGGCGUCUGCUUUCGCGAUUGCCACUGCUGCUGCUGGACACAGCAGCUCCCAGGGAUUCAGUAAUUCUGAAAAAGUCUGCGACAAAGAAUUCAUCAUCCGCAGAGCUGCCACUAACAGAGUUCUCAACGUGCUGCGACACUGGGUUUCCAAGCACUCGCAGGACUUUGACACGAACAGUGAACUGAAGAUGGGUGUGAUCGGCCUCCUGGAGGAAGUGCUGCGUGAUGCAGACCUGCUGCCACAAGAGAGGAAAGCAACAACAAACAUCCUAAGUGCCCUUUCUCCAGAGGAACAAGACGAUGCUCAGCUGAAGAUAGAGGACAUUUUACAGAUGAAAAGCUGUCCGCUGCUUCACUUCAUCGUGGCGGAGAGUCCUAAAGCAGAAUGUUUUGAGUCCCUGUCAGCGAUGGAACUGGCAGAGCAGAUCACUCUGCUGGAUCACAUUGUUUUCAGGAGUAUUCCCUACGAAGAGUUCCUGGGACAAGGCUGGAUGAAGACGGACAAAAGUGAGAGGACGCCGUACAUCAUGAAGACCAGUCAGCACUUUAAUGACAUGAGUAACCUGGUGGCGUCUCAGAUCAUGACACACACCGAUGUCGGCUCCAGGGCCGGCUCCAUAGAGAAAUGGCUGGCAGUGGCAGACAUUUGCCGCUGCCUCAACAACUACAACGGCGUGCUGGAGAUCACCUCUGCUCUCAACCGCAGCGCCAUCUACAGGCUGAAGAAGACCUGGGCCAAAGUGUGCAAACAGACAAAGGCUCUGAUGGACCGGCUGCAGAAGACUGUAUCAUCAGAGGGAAGGUUCAAGAAUCUCAGAGAAACGCUGAAAAACUGUAACCCUCCAUGUGUGCCAUACCUGGGCAUGUACCUCACUGACCUGGCUUUCAUUGAGGAAGGAACACCCAACUUUACAGAGGAAGGCCUGGUCAACUUCUCCAAGAUGAGGAUGAUUUCUCACAUCAUCCGUGAGAUUCGUCAGUUCCAGCAAGCACCUUACAGAAUAGAGCACCAACCUAAGGUGACUCAGUUCCUCCUGGAUAAGACACUUGUGAUGGAUGAAGACACCCUCUAUGAGCUGUCGCUGAAGAUUGAACCCAGAGUUCCACCUGGAUAAAUCCACCUUUAUCUCAUCCACAAACAAACAAACAAACAAACAAUCAUGUUUCCACUGUAAACAGGUGGAGCUUUCUUACAGCAGCAGUCUGUUACAGGGUUUCGUGUUUAGGAAACUCAGGAGAAUUUGUGCCUUGUUGUGUGAUUCUCUGUUGUGUAUAUUCAGUGUGUGUGUGUGUGUGUCUGCCACACACUCGCACUGUCGUAACUGUAGAAACGACCAUGUUGGCGACUGAACCUACUACACUGUAAAUACCAAAUGAUGUCAGCGUGGCGUUCAGCUCAACCUACUAUGGGGGAAAAAAAAUGAGCCACUGUUUAUUUGUUCAUUUAUUUAUUUUAUUUAUUUUCUAAUCUGCUCUGUGUGUUUUGUACGUUGUUCAUAUGCUGGAAAUAAAAAAAAAAAGAAGAUAAUUUUUAAGUCGUCUUUUAAAAAAUAUCUAGUGAGCUGACUUCCCUGAUAUCUAAGGGUAGUGUGUUCCACAGUUUAGGGGCGUGACUAAAAACGGCGACUGCCUCCAUCAGUAACUUCUAAUAUGUCAUUUUAGAAGGAUGAAGCAGCAGCUCCUGUGCACUCGGAUGUAAAAUCGUUGAUUUUCUCUAUGGACAUUGGUGCAGGAGAGUGAGCAAAAAAGAGUAUUGAUAAUAAAAUAUAUCCCUAAUCCAGCUACACUUUGCACCUGAAAUAUCCCUUUCAUAUAUAAUACUGUAACAGUUGUAGAGAGUUCAGUUCAGUUCAAAUGUUUAAUCUGCCUUAACUUGUACAGCAGUUUUCAAUGUAAACUCAUCGUUUUGUGUUGUUACACUUUCUAUUCUGUUGCAUGUAACAACAAAACACUCUGUCGCUAACAAACAUUCAAAACUAAAACUUUCUUUUCUUUAUAAAACGUUUUUUUCUGACGUUCUAUAAAACCCACCAGCUACAUGUCUUCGUCAUGUUUCACUAUAACUAUGACUUUCUUGUCAAUGUGACUUAUUCUCAUGUUCACAUUCUCCUUAAACUUUGUUUUGAAGGUCUGUAGACUAAACUUGUUAAUAGCAUGAUAAUAGCACAAGCUCCCCCUCUUAGGAAACUAGGAAACUGUGACUGAUCUUAAGUUUAUUCAUUUAUUUUAAUUCACUCCAUGUGACAGGAAUCUCCUUCACACUGCUGUAUUUGUUUGAAAUUCCAGUUGUGCUGUUUUCUCUUUCCUUUCAGUUUUCUGUGUAAUGUACAUAUAUUUAUUUACACAUUCCAGGUUUCAAAAUAAAAACUACAAUGUGACUUUUAA
This is a messenger RNA of Solea solea (common sole), 5835 nucleotides long. Its product is annotated as ras-specific guanine nucleotide-releasing factor 2. Gene Ontology annotation, molecular function: guanyl-nucleotide exchange factor activity; protein binding. The transcript has 29 exons. The record is from RefSeq and is a predicted model, not a curated record. Gene Ontology annotation, biological process: Ras protein signal transduction; positive regulation of GTPase activity. Gene Ontology annotation, cellular component: plasma membrane. NCBI's taxonomy places the organism in Eukaryota, Metazoa, Chordata, Actinopteri, Pleuronectiformes, Soleidae. The coding region runs from base 600 to 4565 and encodes 1321 amino acids.